Esox lucius (northern pike) is the source of this 10533-nucleotide messenger RNA. RefSeq names its product collagen alpha-1(XII) chain. NCBI's taxonomy places the organism in Eukaryota, Metazoa, Chordata, Actinopteri, Esociformes, Esocidae. The record is from RefSeq and is a predicted model, not a curated record. The transcript has 66 exons. The coding region runs from base 207 to 9422 and encodes 3071 amino acids. Gene Ontology annotation, molecular function: protein binding.
CCCACUUGGAAAGAAGCUUUCCUUCUUGGACAUCUGCUGUUUGAGCUUCCAGUAGCUAGCUAAAGGAGAGAAGUGUCCACCCAGAGCUCCUGAAAGUUAUUUGGUAGUUUCUAGAGGGAGACUUGAAGGAGAGUGCACUUUAAGUUUUAUUUGAUUCUGUCUGGAUUGGCCAGAUUCAUUCAUGUGGUGAUCUAUAACGCCUAAAAAUGAAGAUGAGGCUGUCAGUGGCCGUGGCUGCCUUCGUAGCAGUGUUACUAGCCUCCGUUGAAGCUCAAGUGGAACCCCCCUCAGACUUGAAAUUUACAAUUAUUAAUGAGAAUACAGUGCAAAUGUCAUGGACAAAACCAUCACAAAGGAUACAGGGCUACAGAAUCCAAGUUACAUCAGAUACAGAUGAAGCAAGCAGAGACUUAAGCCUCCCUGCCUCUGCUACAAUGACAUCUAUCACAGACCUGACCCCUGAUGUGGACUACUCAGUGUCCAUCAGUUCCUUUGUUGACACAGAGGAAAGUAUAUCCAUCUUUGGCCAGCUCACUAUUCAGUCCAGUAACACUAGUGGAUCAGAAAGGAGGCCGCAGACUUCAGAUGCAAUCAAAUGUUCAGUCAGUGCCGUAGCUGACCUGGUCUUCCUGGUGGAUGGCUCCUGGAGUGUUGGCAGGGAAAACUUUAAGCACAUUCGCAGCUUCCUCAGUGCCAUGGCGGGUGCCUUUGACGUCGGAGAGGACAAGACCAGGGUGGCGGUGGUCCAGUACAGCACAGACACGCGCACAGAGUUCGACCUCAACCGCUACACCAAACGAGGAGAGCUGCUCAAAGCAAUCAACUCCUUGCCUUACAAGGGGGGAAACACGAUGACCGGGGACGCCAUUGACUACCUGCUGCAAAACAUAUUUACGGAGUCAGCCGGCGCCAGGAAAGGCUUUCCAAAGAUAGCCAUGAUCAUCACAGAUGGAAAAUCCCAGGACCCAGUGGAGGAGUAUGCUAAACGACUCCGGAACAUCGGAGUGGAAAUAUUUGCCUUAGGAAUCAAAGGAGCAGAUGAAGAUGAACUGAAAGAAAUGGCCUCGACCCCCUACAGUACGCAUGUCUACAAUGUCCCUAACUUUGACGUGAUCAAGGCGGUGCAGGAUCAGCUCAUCUCUCAGGUGUGCUCGGGCGUGGAAGACCAGCUCAACUCUCUUGUGAGCGGAGAUGACGUGGUGGAGCCGGCCACCAACCUCCAGGUGCGUGAGAUCUCCUCUAAGUCCAUGAGGGUGACGUGGGACCCUUCUCCGGGGGAGAUCACAGGCUACAAGCUGACCCUGAUGCCCAUGAUGGCUGGUAUGAAGCGCCAGGUGUUGUAUGUGGGCCCCACCCAGACUUCUGUCAAUGUCCGGGACCUGUCCCCAGAGACUGAGUAUGAGAUCAGCCUGUUUGCCCUAAAGGGUUUGACGCCCAGCGAUGCUGUGCUGGCCAUGGAGAGAACUCAACCCAUCAAAGUGACUCUGGAGUGCUCUCUUGGAGUGGAUGUACAGGCUGACGUGGUGCUGCUGGUUGAUGGCUCAUACAGUAUCGGAUUACAAAACUUUGCCAAGGUCAGAGCUUUUCUCGAGGUCCUGGUCAACUCAUUCGAUGUGGGGCUUGACAAGGUCCGGCUCAGCUUGGUCCAGUAUAGCAGGGACCCGCACACCGAAUUCGCCCUGAACACCUACAACGACAUUGCUUCAGUAGUCAAGGCUGUCCAGUCAUUCCCUUACCGCGGAGGCUCCACCAACACUGGCAAGGCCAUGAACUACGUCAGGGAGAAGAUCUUUGUUCCCAUCCGAGGGUCUCGCCUGGGCGUGCCGCGUGUCAUGGUUCUCAUCACGGACGGGAAGUCCUCUGACUCCUUCAAGGACGCAGCCACCAACCUGAGGAAUAUAGACGUGGAGAUCUUUGCCGUAGGGGUGAAGGACGCCGUGAGGUCUGAACUGGAGGCCAUUGCUAAUGACCCAUCCAGCACCCAUGUCUACACUGUGGAGGACUUUGAUGCUUUUGAGAGGAUCUCCAAAGAGCUCACCCAGUCCAUCUGCCUCAGAAUUGAACAGGAGCUCCUUAACAUCAAGAAGAAGAGUCUGAUUACACCCAGAGACCUGGUAUUCUCUGAGGUGACGUCCAGAAGCUUCCGUGCCACCUGGGCCACUGAUGCCACAAACGUCAUGUCCUACCUGGUCCGUUUCCGUAAGGCCGAGGACAUCAACGGGGACUACAUCUCUAUGGCUGUGUCAGGCGAUACCACAACCGCCAUCUUACCUCACCUCACCCCUCUCACCACCUACGAGGUCAACGUUUUCGCCCAGUACGAGAACGGAGACAGUUUCCCUCUGUCAGGGGAGGAAACCACACUGGAAGAACAAGGGACGGUGAGGGACCUGAGUGUGUCUGAGGAGACCACAGAUAGUUUCCGGGUGUCUUGGCAGGCUGCGCCUGGGCCCGUGGUGAGGUACCGGCUGUCCUACCUACCCGUGACGGGAGGAGAAGAGACAUUGGAGGCCCAGACCAGUGGACCUGAAACCACCAUUGUGCUCCGUGGGCUGUACCCGAUCACCACAUACCGUGUGUCUGUGUCUGCGGAAUACUCCUCGGGUCUGGGAGAUGACAUGAAGGUGGAUGGAACCACCAAGGAAGUCCGUGGUUCUCCCCGCAAUCUCCGCGUCUUCAAUGAGACCAUCUCCAGCAUGAAGGUGUCAUGGCAGGCCGCUCCUGGGAAUGUCCUCCAGUAUCGUGUCGCCUUCAAACCAGCCGACGGCACCGGGGAGAGGAAGGAGAUAUCCGUGAAAGGAGACACCACCGUGGCACUGUUGAAGAACCUCCAGUCAAAUACUGAAUAUGAGAUGUUUGUCACCGCCCGCUACACCUCUGGGCUUGGAGACCCUCUCCUGGGCACUGGCACCACAUUGGAAGUGCUUGGCUCCCCUAGAGACCUGGUGACCAAAGAUGUCACCGACACCAGCUUUGGUGUGUCAUGGGCGGCAGCACCGGGUAACGUGCGCUCCUACCGUUUGAAGUGGAAGUCACUUUACACUGAGGAGACGGGGGAGAAGUCGGUAGCUGGGGAUGUGACAGCCACCGUGCUGGACGGGCUCACUCCGGAGACACGCUACCAGGUCUCUGUCUACGCAGCGUAUGGCAGGGGAGAGGGGGAGCCGCUCGUGGGUGCUGAGACCACAGAUGUGUCUGCAGCCGGAAAGGUUCUGGUGGUUUCCGAGGAGACGGAGAAGAGCAUGAAGGUGGCAUGGCAGCCCGCGCCCGGCAAUGUAGUCAACUACCGGGUGACAUACAAGCCGGUGUUAGGAGGGCGACAGCUGGCUGCAAAGGUGCCCGGCGGGACCACCAACACCAUCUUGAGGCGCCUAACGCCCAUGACCACCUAUGACAUCACAGUGCUGCCCGUGUACAAGCAGGGAGAAGGAAAAGCAAGGCAAGGAGUGGGAACCACACUGUCACCUUACAAAGCCCCUAGAAACCUACAGACAUCUGAGCCCAGUAGGAAUAGUUUCAGAGUGACCUGGGAUCCCGCUCCAGGAGAAGUCAAGGGUUACAAAGUCACUUUCCACCCCAUUGGUGAUGACAUAGACCUGGGAGAACUUCUGGUCGGACCCUAUGACAACACUGUGGUUCUGGAGGAGCUCAGGGCAGGUACCAAAUACACAGUGAGUGUGUUUGGGAUGUUCGAGGGAGGAGAGAGCCAGCCAUUGGCUGGAGAGGAGAAGACCACCCUCUCUGAUGCUCCUGAACCACCACCAUAUGAAGGAGAUGUUGUCUGUAAGACCAAAUCCCAGGCUGACAUAGUCCUGCUGGUCGAUGGCUCUUGGAGUAUUGGCCGUCUGAACUUCAAGACCAUCCGUUCCUUCAUCGCUCGCAUGGUGGGAGUCUUCGACAUUGGCCCUGAGAGGGUCCAGAUCGGUCUGGCCCAGUACAGUGGUGACCCUAAGACUGAGUGGCACCUGAUUGAACACAAAACCAGGGAUGCCCUGCUGAAGGCUGUGGAAAGUCUACCCUACAAAGGAGGCAACACCCUUACUGGUCUGGCUCUGAACUAUAUCCUCCAGAAUAAUUUUAAGGAGAAUGUUGGGAUGAGACCCAAAGCUCGUAAGAUCGGUGUUCUGAUCACUGAUGGCAAGUCUCAGGAUGACAUCAUUGCCAACUCACAGAACCUGCGUGACCAGAACAUUGAGUUGUAUGCCAUUGGUGUGAAGAACGCUGAUGAGAAUGAGCUGAGGUCCAUUGCCACAGACCCUGAUGAGACCCACAUGUACAACGUGGCCGACUUCUCUUUCCUGCUGGACAUAGUGGACGAACUGACCGACAACCUCUGUAACAGUGUCAAGGGGUCAGGUGGUGGCCCUGAGGCUCCUACUGACCUGGUGACCUCUGAGGUAACCCACUACUCCUUCAGAGCCAGCUGGACAGGCCCCGAAGGCCCUGUGGAUAAGUACCGUGUGGAGUACAUGACCCUGUCUGGUCGCCCUCAGCAGAUUUUCGUUGACGGCUCCGUGACCACGGCCGUCCUACCCGACCUGAACCCUCUGACUGAGUACUCCGUCAACGUCUACUCUGUUGUCGGAGAGGAGAGCAGCGAGCCACUGAAAGGCACCGAAACCACCCUGCCCCUCAGUGCAGUAAGGAAGAUGGUGAUCUACGAUGAGCACCCCACCACCAUGAGGGUGAAAUGGGAGGAGGUGGUUGGAGCCACAGGCUACAUGCUGCUCUACAGACCUAUCAACUCCACCGAGCCGGUUGUGGAGAAAGAGAUGAGAGUUAGGGGGGAAACAACAGAUGUCCAGCUGGCGCAACUGACCCCUAACACAGCCUACGCUGUCACCAUCAUGUCCUUGCAUGGAGAGACUGCCAGCGACCCCCUGACCGAGCAGGGAGUCACGUUGCCUUUGCCCCCGGCGGGAAAGCUGAGGGUCAGAGAUGUCACCCACAGCACCCUGAAGCUGAACUGGGAUGCUGCUCCAGGUGCCGUUCGCAAGUACAUCAUCACCUACAAGCCGGACGAGGGAGAAGCCAAAGAGCUGGAAGUGAGAGGAGGUGUGACCUCCAGGGACCUGGACAACCUGAUCUCUCAGACUGAGUAUGAUCUGGCUGUCACCCCCAUGUACGACGAAGGACCUGGAAACCCCAUGCUCAACACAGCCAUCACAGAUGUUGUUCCUGCUCCUAAGAACCUGCGUUUCUCCGAGGUGGCUCAGACCAGCUUCAGGGCCCAUUGGGAACAUGGGGCACCUGAUGUUGCCCUCUACCGUAUCGGCUGGACCAGGAAGGGAGACAGCAACUUCCAAUAUGCCAUCCUGAGCAGUGAUGAGACCAAUCACCUUUUGGAGAAUCUGGACCCGGACACGGUUUACGACGUGUCCGUCACCGCCAUCUACCCAGACGAGUCGGAGAGCGAGGACCUGCUGGGCAACGAGAAAACCCUGGCCAAGGUCAUCAUCACACCCGCCCCCACCGGCCCCCCGCAGAACCUGCAGGUGUUCAACGCCACCACCACCUCUCUGACCGUCAAGUGGGACCACGCUCCCGGACGUGUCCAGAACUACCGGAUCACAUACGUCCCCACUGCCGGUGGUAAGAGCCAGUCGGUACAGAUUGGAGGGAAGAAGAACACAGUGCUUCUGCCAAAGCUGACCCCCGACACUCCCUACUCCAUCACUGUGGCAGCCUUAUAUGCAAGUGGGGAGAGCAAGGAUAUCUCUGGAAAUGGAAGGACCAAGCCGCUGGGCGGAGUGAGGAACCUCCAGGUCACUGACCCCACCACCAGCACGCUGAACGUCCAAUGGGAGCCUGCCGAGGGCAGUGUGCGCCAGUACAAGAUCUACUAUGUUCCCGCCAUUGGCGGAGCUACGGCUGUGGACCAGGUUUCUGGGAGCACCACCCGAACUGUCCUGAGGAACCUGAUGUCCGACACCCUCUACACUGUCACUGUGGUCCCUGUCUACCCUGCCGGAGAGGGCAAACGCAUGUCUGAGGAUGGCAAGACAUUGGUGCGUACCGCCGCGAGGAACAUCCAGGUCUUUAACCCCACCACCAACACCCUGAAUGUGCGCUGGGAACCUGCCACCGGGGAGGUUCUCCAGUACAGGGUCAUGUACGCCCCCCUGACUGGCACCAAGCCCUCUGAGUCGGUCGUGGUUCCGGGAACGACCACCACCACUAUGCUGGAGCAGCUGGUCCCUGACACGCCCUACAACGUGGGAGUGGUGGCCAUUUACGCCGACGGAGACGGACCCCAGGCCGAAGACACAGGAAAGACACUUCCCCGCAGUGGCCCUAGAGACAUGCGGGUGUAUGACCCCACGACCAGCUCUCUGACUGUGGCGUGGGAACAUGCCGAAGGUCCAGUGCAACAGUAUAAAAUCACCUAUGCACCCACCACUGGAGACCCCAUAGAGGAGCAUACUAUGGUUCCCGGGAACAGAAACACAGUGAUCCUGCCAAACCUGGACCCAGACACUCCUUAUAUCAUCAAUGUUCAGGCCAUCUACGCUGAUGGACCAGGGGGAGAUCUGAAUGGAAACGGUCGCACGGUCGACAUGCUGGGUCCCCAGAACCUUAGGGUGUCAGAUGAGUGGUACACCCGCUUCAGAGUGUCCUGGGACCCCGCGCCCUCCAGAGUGGUGGGCUACAAACUGGUAUAUAAGCCUGAAGGUACUGAUCAGACCAUGGAGACGUUUGUUGGAGACGUUACCAGCCAUCAUCUACACAACCUGGAGCCUGGAACCACCUACGACGUCAAUGUGAUUGCCCAGUACGACACUGGCCUUAGUGGACCUCUAAUUGGGCAAGGAACCACCCUGUACCUGAACGUCACGGACCUGACCACCUACAACGUCGGUUAUGACACCUUCUGCAUGAGAUGGAGCCCCCACAGGGCUGCUACGUCCUACAGACUCAAACUGAAUCCCUUGGACCCCUCUAACAAGGGAGCCCAGGAGACCACCGUUACUGGGUCUGAGAGCCAGUACUGCUGGAGCGGCCUGACUCCCGACGCCCUUUACAACGCCACCGUGUACACACAGACCCCCAACCUGGAGGGGCCAGGAGUUAGUGUCAAGGAGAGGACGCUUAUCAAGCCCACAGAGGCCCCAACUGAACCCCCCACGCCGCCUCCGCCUCCCACCAUCCCCGGCGCUGUUGAUGUGUGUCGAGGGGCCAAGGCUGACCUGGUGUUCCUGAUUGACGGCUCCUGGAGUAUUGGAGACGAAAGCUUCAAUAAAGUGAUACAGUUUGUGUUCAGCAUGAUCGGCGCCUUCGAUGUCAUCCACCCCAACGGCAUGCAGGUGUCUUUUGUGCAAUUCAGUGACAGUGCCAAGACGGAGUUCAAACUGAACACUUACCAUGACAAGGGAAAGGCCUUGGCGGCACUUCAGCUGGUUCGCUACAUGGGAGGAAACACCAAAACAGGUGCUGCCCUGAAGCACGUCGGUGAGAAGGUGUUCACUUCGGACAGCGGCAUGCGGAAGUACGUGCCCAAGGUUCUGGUGGUCGUCACUGACGGGCGCUCCCAAGACGAGAUGAAGAAGAGCGCGUCCACCCUGAUACACUCUGGGUACAGUGUGUUUGUGAUCGGUGUGGCUGACGUGGACAUGGCCGAGUUGAGAAACAUUGGCAGCAAGCCAAGUGAAAGACACGUCUUUGUUCUGGAUGAUUUUGACGCGUUCACCAAGAUCCAGGACAACCUCAUCACAUUCAUCUGUGAAACGGCCACAUCCACUUGUCCUUUGAUCUACAUCAAUGGGUUCACUUCACCGGGCUUCCGAAUGCUUGAGGGCUUUAACAUCACCGACAGGACAUUUGCUGCCAUGAAUGGUGUGUCCAUGGAACCGGGCUCCUUCAACAGCUUCAUCGCCUACAGGAUUCACAAGGACGCCUUCCUCUCUGUGCCCACAAAGGAGUUGCACCCAGAGGGUCUUCCUCCAUCCUACACCAUCAUCCUGCUCUUCCGUCUCCUACCGGACACCCCCAACGAGGCCUUUGAUAUCUGGCAGAUUGCCGAUGGCAACAACAACCCUGAAGUCGGGCUCACCGUCAACCCUUCCAGCAAAACGAUCUCAUUCUACAACAAGGACACCAGAGGGGAGAUCCAGAAAGCCACGUUCAAGGAGGAUCAAGUUAAGAGAGUUUUCCACGGGAGCUUCCACAAGCUUCACAUUACAGUUUCGCCUGAGAGGGUCAAACUGAAUGUGGACUGCCAGGAAGUGGCAGAGAAACCCAUAAAAGAGGCCAAAAACAUCUCCAAGGAUGGCUACGAGGUGCUCGGCAAGAUGGCCAAAUCAGGAGGAUCAAAGAGAGAAUCAGCUACAUUCCAGCUGCAGAUGUUUGACAUUGUGUGCAGCUUAAGCUGGACCAACAGAGACAAAUGUUGUGACCUCCCAGCCACGAGAGAUGAGCUCAAGUGCCCGGCUCUCCCCCAUGCUUGCACAUGUGCACAGGACAGUGUUGGCCCUCCAGGGCCUCCCGGCCCCUUGGGUGGACCAGGCACUAAAGGACCGAGAGGAGAGAGGGGAGACGCUGGCCCACCUGGAUCCAUGGGCCCCCGUGGAGAUCAAGGACUCCCAGGACCAUCUGGGCCUCCGGGUCCACAAGGCCCUAAUGGCUUGUCUCUGCCUGGAGAACCUGGCCGCCCCGGACCAAAGGGAGAUCCCGGAGACCCGGGCUUGCUUGGGCGGCAAGGCCCCCCCGGUGCUGCUGGACCUAUGGGUCCUGUUGGACCAGCUGGAGCAAGGGGACCACCAGGGAAAGAGGGUCCAUCAGGACCCAGAGGACCAACAGGACCAAUGGGAAGUCCAGGAUCUCCAGGAUCACCAGGAAACCCAGGAAGCCAAGGAAAACAAGGAGACACAGGGAACCCAGGAUUGGCUGGAAUUAAAGGAGAAAAGGGAGAGAGGGGAGACUUUGCAUCUCAGAAUCUGAUGCGGUCCAUUGCCAGACAAGUUUGCGAGCAGCUUGUGAACAGUCAAAUGAGCAGAAUUGAUAAUAUGAUCAACCAGAUCCCAACUGGUUACCAUAACAACAACCCGGGCCCUACUGGGCCCCCUGGUCCCCCCGGUAACACGGGUCCUCCUGGAGAACCUGGGCAGACUGGAAGAAAUGGUUUCCCUGGAAACCCUGGCUCACCUGGAAACCAAGGAGAAAGAGGAAUACCAGGAGAGAAAGGUGAGAGAGGAUCUCCAGGAGUAGGUCAGAGAGGACCAAGAGGACUCAGUGGUCCACCUGGGCCACCAGGCGAGGCUCGGACUGGUGCCACAGGCCCUACAGGCUCUGCUGGGCCCCGUGGUCCUCCAGGUCGCCAGGGGACCCCUGGGGUGAGGGGGCCUCCUGGGCCCCCUGGCUACUGUGACUCCUCGCAGUGCGUUGGCAUUCCUUACAACGGACAAGGUUAUCCAGGUCGGUCCUAGUAAACUUUCUAAGCCGCCUGUGCUGCUUACCGUCCUGUUUCUGAGAUGUUAGCUCACUGGCUAAUGAGCCGUUAAGGAUAACCACCAAGGACUUAACUAAUGAACGACGAUAAAUCCCCAAAACGAGACAAAAAGGAGUGGACUGGCACUAACACCACUACACAGCUACUAUCAGACAAGCUGCAGAGAUGGCAACCCUACUGGCCUGUUUGCAUCUUGAACCAAAACCCAGCAAACAGAGAGAGGGCUUCUCUACGUGGGAAAGCAUGUAAAGAAAUUAAAAAAUAAACCAAAAACUACUAACAAAGUGGAGUACCUAACAAUAGAACGUCAGUGUUAACAUGUCUAAGUAGAGGUGAUGUCUGUAAAUAAACUAAUUGUGCCUUGUAAAUGAUGUUUAAACCACACAAUCCACUAAAAUCAGUUAACAUCUGUAUCUAGCUUGUGCCUUAUAACCCGCUUCGUACUGACAUACUGCCAGCAUAACCUGUGUUUUAUGAGGUCCUAGCUAAUGGAUUUACACAGCUAAUGCUCCGGUCCCAACUGAAGCAUGUGCCAUUUGUACAUUUAAUCAUCACAUUCUUUGUUUGUUUGCGCAAUAUGCGUUAAAUGUCCUUUCCCUUUCAUUUCUAUUUGUUAGGAUAAAGAGUGUUAAUUUGCUGUCGUACAUUUGUUUUCUAAUUCCUCAGUGGAGUUUAGGACUAGCAAAAGUAUAUAAGCUGGUGACAGUGUUCUUAGACUUUUUUUUUACUAAUCCUAUCCCAGAUAUAUUACUUGUAUUGAUAUGUAUGUUUAAUUGAAGAAUGUGCUGAAUUUGGCUUACACAUAUAACAUUAAGUGCAAGAGUGUAUGAAAUUACUUUAAAAAAUUCUUAGAAACAGAGUGUUGAAGAGAUAUAGAUAGAGCUGUUACUUUUCUUAAAGUAAAUACCUCGGUUAUUACUCAUGUUUAGGGCGCUUUAACACAUUUCUUAGACUGUCAACUAAUGUACUGUAUGACUGGCCAAACUAAUAUUUCUAGCCACCGGCUACGAGCCCAACCCUGAAACCUACGUAGUCGCUAUAGCCGAAGAAGAAACAGAAGAUGAAUCUGAAGCAAUACAAUCGCCAGG